CCCACAGUGACGACAACAAGAUCAACAGGAAGUUCUGAGCAGCUUUGUUUAUUAACUUCUCGCUCUCGCUCACUUUUUAUUUUGGAAGUCAAUAAAGUUUUAUGUGUGUUUUGUAACAUGAUUUCUGGUAUAAGAGAUUAAAAUACGAUCGUGCGCUGACUUUGUAAUGGACGCGAUCGCGAGCUGGUCUUGAAUGCAGUGAUGUUUGCGGUGCUGGGAUGAAUCGGCUGAUUGUUUGACGCGCUAACAACACUCAUGAUUCAUCAAGACCUCAGUCGUGUUUAUACCGAUCAUAUGCAUCUAAAACUAGCCACGGGAGUAGAACUGCCAAGAACUUAAUUCGGCUUUUCUCUGUGUCAAACUCAGUCGGAGUGUAAUGUAAGAGCUCAGCGGCAGCGGGAAAGAUGCCGUGCACAUGCGGGAACUGGAGGCGGUGGAUCCGGCCUCUGGUGGUGCUGCUGUACGUUCUUCUGCUCCUGGUUGUCCUUCCACUCUGUGUAUGGGAACUUCAGAAAUCAGGGGUUAGUACUCCUAAUAAGGCAUGGUUCAUCGCUGGGAUAUUUGUAUUUAUGACUAUACCCAUCUCACUGUGGGGGAUUUUGCAGCAUCUAGUACACUACACCCAACCUGAGCUACAAAAACCUAUUAUCAGAAUAUUAUGGAUGGUUCCUAUAUACAGCCUGGAUAGUUGGAUUGCAUUGAAGUAUCCCAACAUUGCCAUCUAUGUAGACACAUGUAGAGAGUGCUAUGAGGCCUAUGUCAUCUACAACUUCAUGAUCUUCCUUCUCAACUUCUUGGGAAACCAGUAUCCCAGUCUGGUGCUGAUGCUGGAGGUGCAGGAGCAACAAAAGCAUCUCCCCCCUCUUUGCUGCUGCCCUCCGUGGCCCAUGGGAGAAGUGCUUUUGCUGAGAUGUAAACUGGGGGUUCUGCAGUACACAGUUGUGAGACCUGUCACCACAGUCAUUGCUUUGAUUUGUCAGCAUUGUGGGGUCUAUGAUGAAGGUAACUUCAGUUCAAAAAAUGCCUGGACGUAUCUGGUUAUUGUCAACAAUCUCUCUCAGCUUUUUGCCAUGUACUGUCUUGUGCUGUUCUACAAGGCUCUGAGAGAAGAGCUGAGUCCCAUUAAACCUGUGGGCAAAUUCCUCUGUGUCAAGCUGGUGGUGUUUGUGUCAUUCUGGCAAGCUGUGGUCAUUGCGCUUUUAGUGAAGGUCGGUGUGAUCUCAGAAUUGCACACCUGGGACUGGGACAGCGUGGAGGCUGUAGCCACUGGAUUACAGGACUUCAUCAUCUGUGUGGAAAUGUUUUUGGCAGCCAUUGCCCAUCACUUCAGCUUCACUUACAAGCCCUACAUACAGGAAGCAGAGGAAGGUUCUUGCUUUGAUUCCUUCCUGGCCAUGUGGGAUGUCUCAGAUAUACGGGCUGACAUCUCGGAACAAGUGCGCAAUGUCGGUAGAACUGUCAUGGGUCGGCCAAGGAAAACAUAUUUUGGUGAAGAGGUUUCCCAGGAUGAGAACACAGGACUGCUGUCAGAUGGUUCUCAGGAUCCAGGUGUUGAAUCGUCCUCCACCCCUCCAUCCCCUAAGGGCCGUUACCAGGGCAUGGGCCACACCGUAACCCCCCACUCCAUCUCUGCUCCUGCCAACCUUGGCAGCGUACCAUGGGAAGGAGAUGUGGAUGAUAUCACGCCCGCUGUGAUAUCUGCCGAUCAUACAGAUCCAGGCUCAGACUAUGCAGCAAUCAUUUGACAUCACUGAGCUUCAGCUACCAAAUAUUUAAUGCACAUCGAUCUAAUGUGUGUUAACUACUGUUUCUAAUAUAUGCAGCCGCCGUUAACUCUGGUAACUAUUCAUACUCGUGUUUAAUUUGUGUUCAGAGAGGCUCGGUGAAGCUUUGGUAGCAAGAACACAUAUGAAGGACUUGAGUAGUGUUGCUCCUCCGUUUUUAUCUCUGUUUGGCAUUGUUUUGCUGAAAACAUGACCAAAUUAUAAACUGACCUCAGAGCCAAGCACAGUGAUUCUCCAAUACUAGUUUUAAUUUUUCACAUCAUCAGAUAAUGGUUCAAUUAAGACAGCUUUAUGAAUGUUUUUAUUCUAAGAAAAACUCUGUAUUGAGUCAAGUCAUUUUAGUUUUUUUUCUUCUUCUUUGUCAUUAUCUGUGAUACUUUCAUAUUUGAUUUCUUCCAUGGAGCAACACCUUGAUCAUGGACAGUAAUAUCAAAUUGCCAGGAUGCCAUGGAGAUUUGCAACAUUCCUCUCAGCAGAGUAUAUGCAUGUGGUAAAGCAACUACAGUUUGAACAUUGGCUCUAAAGCACAAAAUACUGAAGCACCCAUAUUUCUGCUUAAUUCGCUUCAGAGCUUUGCAACCUCUUCUAGACUGCUUGCUUUCAGAACAGAUUCAUGUAAUUGUCAACACAUAAAAAAAACGCUGUUAGUGUUAGUAGUCUUUCUUUUGUCUUUCUCAAAAAGCAUUUGUGUCUUUAUUUUUGGUUAUUUUAAUGAUUAAACAAAGAAAAUUAGGUUAAAAACAGUUUAGUUAAUUAUUGAAAAUUUAGAAGACUUUUAAGUUCACCUCGGGAAAUUAUGCAAUGUCUAAAUAUCAGCCAAAGUUGUCUUAUUGUUGUUACUUUUUUUGUUUUGUUUGUUUGUUUUGUUAAUGGUUUCAAUGAUCUGUCCAUUUUUAACAUCAGCUGCACAUGAGAUAUAAAUGUCAGAUAUAGUAUAACAGUAAGGGCAGAUUGUUCUAUCAUUACAGAUGUGGACCUGUGGGAAAUAUUCCCAUGUAUUUGUUUUUAUGAACUGUCAUGUGUCUCUCUGAUCCAUUCAGAGAGAUGCAUCUUCUGCAAUGGUUUGUACAGCUGUUGCAUUGCCUUAUCUAACUGUGGUUGUCACGAAUCAUUAAACUUCACAUGGAAAUGUG
Cyprinus carpio (common carp) is the source of this 2917-nucleotide messenger RNA. RefSeq names its product transmembrane protein 184C-like. Gene Ontology annotation, biological process: transport. Gene Ontology annotation, molecular function: transporter activity. NCBI's taxonomy places the organism in Eukaryota, Metazoa, Chordata, Actinopteri, Cypriniformes, Cyprinidae. The record is from RefSeq and is a predicted model, not a curated record.